Molecule: messenger RNA, 606 nt
Organism: Malus domestica (apple)
Lineage: Eukaryota; Viridiplantae; Streptophyta; Magnoliopsida; Rosales; Rosaceae
Molecular function (GO): RNA-DNA hybrid ribonuclease activity; nucleic acid binding
Source: RefSeq, a predicted model, not a curated record
AUGUUGCGGCACAGAGAGGUUAGAUUCCAGGAGUGGUUAUCUAGUUUGGCUCUUACUCUGGACAACUUUGAUUUGGUGUUGGUCUUACUCUGGAAGAUUUGGACUUCCCGUAAUGAAUUAAUUUGGAUGGGAUCGAUCUCACCACCACAUGACAUUCAAUUACAAGCACAGACUUGUCUGAUUGAGUUUAAGAAGUGGAAUGUGGUUCCAAAGCACAACAAGCCCAUUGACCCGCAACAAUGGAGGACACCAUUGGAAAGAUGGCUCAAGUGCAAUUUUGAUGGGGCAUGGGAUGUUAAUGCAACUAUGGGUGGUGUUGGCGUUAUCAUUAGGAAUGCAGCGAAAGAAUUUGUUGCAACUUUAGCUAUGAGGUUGGCAAGUAUUGGGUCUUCGAUGCAGGCGGAAGUUGCUACAGCCUGGGAAGCUGCUGUAUUUGCACUUCAGUGGUGUGCUGACCAGGUUAUCUUGGAAGGAGAUACUCUGCUUGUAGUUGCUGCAAUUCAAAACAAUGUAGUGGUUAAUCAAGGACCGUUUGGGCUAUUAUUGGAGGACACCAGAAGGAUUAUGCAGUCAUUUAAAUGGUGGAAAGCAUGCUUUGUACGUUGA